Molecule: messenger RNA, 2879 nt
Organism: Triticum dicoccoides
Lineage: Eukaryota; Viridiplantae; Streptophyta; Magnoliopsida; Poales; Poaceae
Product: 5-methylthioadenosine/S-adenosylhomocysteine deaminase-like
Exons: 11
Coding region: 114-1526 (470 amino acids)
Molecular function (GO): hydrolase activity, acting on carbon-nitrogen (but not peptide) bonds
Source: RefSeq, a predicted model, not a curated record
CGAGGAACAGAAAGUGAACAGUCUCCGCCGUAUUAUCCGGCUCACUGCCCGCUGCUUCCGACUCGCGACUCUCCGUCGUCUGGACGUACGCCGCUCCGGGAGGUGGUGCGAAAAUGACGCAGGCGGCGGCGGAAUCCGCCGACAUCGUCCUCCACAACGCGUUUGUCGUCACCAUGGACGGCGCUCUGACGGUCCUCCGGGACGGCGCCAUCGCCGUCGUGGGCGACCGCAUCGCCGCCGUGGGCCCUUCGGCGGACGUCCUUGGCGCCUUCCCCGGCGCCGCGCAGACCCUCAACCUCGCGGGUCGUAUCCUCCUUCCCGGGUUUGUGAACACCCACGUGCACACGUCGCAGCAGCUGGCGCGGGGGAUCGCCGACGACGUCGACCUGAUGACGUGGCUGCACGGGAGGAUCUGGCCCUACGAGUCUCACAUGACGGAGGAGGACUCCUACGCCUCCACGCUCCUCUGCGGCAUCGAGCUCAUCCGAUCUGGGGUAACAUGCUUUGCUGAAGCAGGUGGGCAGUAUGUUUCAGAAAUGGCACGGGCAGUGGAAUUGCUGGGAUUGCGUGCAUGCUUGACAAAGUCAACAAUGGACUGUGGUGACGGGUUACCCCCAAACUGGAGUUCUUGUUCUACCGACGACUGCAUUCAGUCACAGAAGGAUCUAUAUGAAAAGCAUCAUAACACAGCUGAUGGGCGAAUCAGGAUAUGGUUUGGGUUGAGACAGAUCAUGAAUGCGACAGAUCGGUUACUGCUUGAAACAAGGGAUGCUGCACAGGAACUGAAUACUGGAAUCCAUAUGCAUAUUGCGGAAAUACCAUAUGAAAAUCAGUUUGUAAUGCGGAUGAAGAAAAUUGAUCAUGGGACAGUUACAUAUUUAGAGAAAAUUGAUUUUCUGAGGAGUAAUUUGCUGGCUGCCCAUUCUGUUUGGUUGAAUGAGUCUGAGAUAAGUCAUUUUUCAAACGCUGGUGUCAAGGUUUCUCAUUGCCCAGCAUCUGCCAUGAGAAUGUUGGGGUUUGCUCCUAUUAGGGAAAUGCUGGAUUCUGGUGUUUGUGUCUCUCUCGGUACCGAUGGAGCACCAAGCAAUAACAGAAUGAGCAUUGUUGAUGAGAUGUACCUAGCCUCCCUUAUUAACAAAGGGCGUGAGGCCUAUAUCAGUGGUACAACAAACCCAACCGUGCUUCCUUCUGAGACUGUGCUGACGAUGGCUACUAUUAAUGGUGCAAAAGCGGUUCUGUGGGAUAAUGAAAUAGGCUCUCUGGAGGUCGGCAAAAAGGCGGACCUGAUUGUGGUGAAUCCAUUUAAGUGGUCCAUGCUUCCGUUACAUGACUGCAUUGCCAACACUGUUUAUUGCAUGCGGUCAGAAAAUAUCGAAUCUGUUAUGUGCAAUGGCCAAUGGAUUAUGAAGGAUCAGAAGAUUAUGAAUGUAAAUGAGGAGGAGGUAAUUUCUUCAGCAGUAAAGAGAGCAACUGCCCUCCUAGUGCGAGCUGGCAUCAACCUCCCUGAAAGGAUGAACUACUUGUGAUUUUAUCAUGCUAGUUCUUCUCCCCGAAACUUUCAGUCCAAUGAUCAAGCUGAAUAUGGAGCUCAUGCAUAACCUUUCGUGGGGUUAUUCAAUGCUUGUUCUUCUCCCUGAAACUGCUAUUUUUGCACUUUAAGCGAGGUUAAUUGCUCAUUUGAGAAGGAAUAAGUCGACGAUUAAUUUGGGUGGAGGACUAGCAUGCAUAAUCUUCAAUCCAAUGACCAAACUGAAGAUGGAGCUCAAUCUUCAAGUGAAGAAUCUCAAGCUCCAUUGUAGGACCCUCAAGUCCAAGGUGGAACUCAAGCUCCAAGUGAAGAAAACAAGUUCCAUGCAUAAUCUGAAGAGCACAAAACUACGCUGCUAUUUUUCAGUCGCAUGCAAAGGAAACUAGAGCCAAUCGUGAAACACCUUGGUCCCAGAGAUUUCUGAUGUACGCCUUCUAAAUUGUGACCUUCUAAACUCACCUUGGUCCCAGAGAUUUCUGAUGUACGCCUUCUAAAUUGUGACCUUCUAAACUGUGACGGAGGGAGUAAUUGAAAUGCACAAAUAAAUAAUCAGCUCUACAUUAAGAAAGGGAAACACUUCCUAUCUAUAGUCUGAUACUAGACCACCCGGCAACUGUCGAUUCUAUUAGAAUUGCGCGGUUGUAGAUAUUACCUUAUCCCGAUGGCCGAGGAGCUAAUCACCCGUGUAACAACUCCCUCCCUAAAUCACUCGCUUGUAUCUCGUCUUCCUUUCUCCCCUCGCCACGCAGGGAAUCUUCGCCGUCGUGGCCACCAACCGCACCACCCCGGCCUCCCCGAUCUCGGCGAUCACCUGCUGCCUCCUUCUCACCUCUCGUGAAGCAGCACAUCAACCUCAUCGUGCUCUUCAGAUCCGUUCGCCUGCUGCCUGCUGACUCCUAGAUUCGUUUCCCCUAAUCCUCCCCACCCUAUCGUGCUCUCCACUUAUGCGGCCUCCAGAAUUUUCUCAUGCAGGUGUGCCAUCCCGACCUCGAUUCGGUGCUUCACCAACUUAACCAUCAGAUGAAUCGGCUGCCGGAGUCGGAACCAACGCCGACAGAACCUACAACGGCUUCCUACAUUUUAUAUGUAAAUUUCUAUAAUGGAUUGUUGUUCUAUUCCUAGUGGAGGCUAUUUCUGGCGUAUGCGACAACUAAGAUGGAGGUGACGGAUGCGCCUUCCGGACAUAAUCGGAGCCUACAAUGGGGAAGAGGGUGACGACGACCAAACUGAAGUUGAGGGAGAGAUGCUGUUGCUAGAACAUGUUUAAGCACACUAUGAAUUGUAGUUUCUAUUUUUUGGAAAUAAGUGUAGUCGAAUGGAAAACUAGCAUUGAGUGUUGGCAGGAAACAAA